AUGGCUCACAUAAGUAAAUACUUAGUUUCUGCGGGGGUUUUGGUUUUCCUGGCUCUGUUUUGCUUGGCCGAUGGUGGAAAGCUAUUGGUGGAGCCAAUGGAUGGGAGUCACUGGCUCAGCAUGUGCUCACUGCUGGAAGCCCUCAGCCAGAAAGAACAUGAAAUUGUCAUUGUCACACCAGAAGUAAACUUGAAUAGAAUUACGGGGCUUUAUGAAAAAGUUCAAAUCAUCUCUGAUCUCUAUGUCUCCUCCUGUAGCAGUUUACUGCACAAUAAGGAUCUGAUGCAAUAACUUGAAGGGAGUAAAUUUGAUGCUGUUCUCACAGAUCCUGUUGUACCAUGUCGACAAAUAUUGGCUCUGCGUCUUUCUAUCCCAUCUGUUUUCUUUUUACGGGGACUGCCCUGCAGUUUUGGUUUGCAGGCUACCCAGUGUCCAGACCCCCCUUCCUAUGUCCCAAGAACAUUUACAGACAACUCAGAUGAUAGGGGAAAACCAGUAACAACGAAGGAGCUCUUAAGCCAUGGAUCCAUUUGGCUUAAAAGAAUGGAUUUUGGUUUUGAGUAUCCCAUGCCAGUGAUGCCCAGCAUAGUUUUUAUCAGAGGUAUAAACUGUGGAAAGAAAAAGCGAUUAUCUCAGAUCCAUGAUUAUACAUUUACCACACAGCAAAUAAGUCUAAAGAUCAUCUGCAAAACGACAGCACAGAUUGCUUAA
Leptosomus discolor (cuckoo roller) is the source of this 711-nucleotide messenger RNA. The record is from RefSeq and is a predicted model, not a curated record. Lineage: Eukaryota; Metazoa; Chordata; Aves; Leptosomiformes; Leptosomidae.